Messenger RNA from Arabidopsis thaliana (thale cress), 1128 nucleotides. RefSeq names its product F-box and associated interaction domains-containing protein. Bases 1 to 1128 code for a protein of 375 amino acids. The record is from RefSeq and is marked reviewed. NCBI's taxonomy places the organism in Eukaryota, Viridiplantae, Streptophyta, Magnoliopsida, Brassicales, Brassicaceae. The transcript has a single exon.
AUGGCGUGUGUGAAAUUUCCGUGGGAAUUGAUGGAAGAGAUACUCUAUCGUGUUCCAUCUCUAUCUCUUUCCCGAUUCAAAACUGUUUCCAAAGAAUGGAACACACUUCUCAACGAUAAGACGUUCAUCAAGAAACACUUGGCUCUCGUCCGUCCUCAAUUCCGUUUAUGGACCAAUUCCAAGGUUUAUUCGGUUGAUGUCAGUCUAAACGAUGAUCCAAAUAUAGAGCUGCGUGAAUUGCCCUUAGAUAUUCCUUAUGUAAUUGAUCAUAGGACUACAAACUUUCUUCCUUGCAAUGACUUAUUGUUUUGUGCCUCAUGGUGGAGCAAUAAAGCUGUUGUUUGGAACCCGUCGUUGAGACAAACUAGAUUGAUUAAAUCGGGGGAAGAACAUUUCCGGUUUGGUGGCAUAGGAUAUGAUAGUGGUAGACCCGGAAAAGGUUACCAUAUAUUUGGGCAUAGUCAUAGUCGGCUAAGUGUUAAUGGAAACACCUCUAAGUUUAUUAAAAGAUUUUAUAUCACCAAGUUUGAAAGUAAUGCGUGGAAAUGUAUUGAUGAUGUUUCCCUUGGAGAGAAUUCCAUAGGAGGAGAUUCAUUAGAUAAUAAUAAUGUAUCUUUGAAUGGAAAUUUGUAUUGGACUACUAAUAGCUAUGAUACUGAUGAAUAUCUCAUCCAAAGUUUCGAUUUUUCCAAAGAGAUAUUCAAAAUCUUUUGCGUUCUACCAAGGAAGAAGGAUUCUUCUGAUAUUCCAGUCCUCUCAGUUUUUAGGGGAGAUCGACUUUCGGUAUUACAUAAAUUUAAAGGAACAAAUAACAUGGAGAUUUGGGUGACAAAGAACAAGAUUAAUGAGAGUGUAAAAGCUGUGGUGUGGAUGAUGUUCAUGACAGUUUCAAUACCUAUAUAUAAGGACUCUAAGCCAAGUUACUUUAUCAAUGAUAUCUACGAAAAGAGACUCGUCAUGUGUUGCAGUGACGAAAAUGGAAAGGCUUGCGUUUAUAUUGUGAAGGACCAAGCAAGGAAAAAGAUUCAACUAGGUUUUCAUGUUAGUGAGUUUAGUCAUUGUUUCUAUGAUCCCAGCUUGAUUCCUAUUCCUUCAGAGACUUCAGGACAAAAAAUAAGCAAUAGUUAG